AUCGAAGAUAUUAAUGACCACACACCAAAAUUCACGCAAACUUCCUUUGAGCUGCAAAUAAGUGAGUCCACAAACCCUGGGGCACGAUUUAUUUUAGGAUCUGCCCAUGAUGCAGAUAUUGGUACCAACUCAUUACGGAAUUACCAGCUCAAUCCUAAUGAUCAUUUCUCACUCGUGAAUAAAGAGAAAUUAGAUGGUAGUAAAUACCCUGAGUUGGUACUAAAGAUGCCUUUAGACCGGGAAGAGCAGAAAUCCUACCAGUUGACCUUGACUGUGCUGGACGGCGGGAAUCCAUCCCUAAGUAGUACUGCCCAGAUACAGGUCCUAGUGACUGAUGCCAAUGAUAACCCUCCAGUGUUCAGCCAAGAACUAUACAGGGUGGGCCUUCCGGAAAAUGUGCUUCCUGGCACCACUGUGCUUCGAGUGAUGGCCACCGAUCAGGAUGAAGGUGUCAAUGCCCAGAUCACCUUCUCUUUCACUGAAGCAGGCCAGAUCACCCAGUUUGACCUGAAUUCUAACACGGGGGAAAUUACUAUUCUAAAUAUGUUAGAUUUUGAGGAAGUCAAAGAAUAUUCCAUAGUUUUGGAAGCAAGGGAUGGUGGAGGAAUGAUUGCCCAAUGUACCGUCGAGAUAGAGGUCCAGGACAUAAAUGACAAUUUCCCAGAAGUGGUAAUCCAGUCUCUACCGGAUCUUAUUAUGGAGGACACCAAGCUGGGAACACACGUUGCUUUGAUUAAAAUCCGUGACAAGGAUUCUGGAUACAACGGAGAAGUUACUUGUAAAUUAGAAGGUGAUGUUCCGUUUAAAAUACUCUCUUCUUCUAUAAACACCUAUAAAUUAGUGACAGAUGGAGUUCUAGACCGUGAGCAGACCCCUGAGUACAAUAUUACUGUCACAGCCACCGACAGGGGAAAACCGCCCCUUUCCUCAAGCUCCAGCGUCACCCUGCACGUUGGCGAUGUCAAUGACAACGCGCCGGUUUUCCCACAGCCUUCUUACGUGGUCCACGUGGUUGAGAACAAUCCUCCUGGAGCCUCCAUCGCCCAAGUCAGCGCCUCCGACCCCGACCUAGGGCCCAAUGGCCGCGUGUCCUACUCCAUCGUGGCCAGCGACCUGGAGCC
Molecule: messenger RNA, 1121 nt
Organism: Herpailurus yagouaroundi (jaguarundi)
Lineage: Eukaryota; Metazoa; Chordata; Mammalia; Carnivora; Felidae
Product: protocadherin gamma-B4-like
Exons: 1
Biological process (GO): homophilic cell-cell adhesion
Cellular component (GO): plasma membrane
Molecular function (GO): calcium ion binding
Source: RefSeq, a predicted model, not a curated record